Messenger RNA from Juglans microcarpa x Juglans regia, 4331 nucleotides. RefSeq names its product receptor-like serine/threonine-protein kinase NCRK. The record is from RefSeq and is a predicted model, not a curated record. NCBI's taxonomy places the organism in Eukaryota, Viridiplantae, Streptophyta, Magnoliopsida, Fagales, Juglandaceae. Gene Ontology annotation, biological process: protein phosphorylation. Gene Ontology annotation, molecular function: protein kinase activity; ATP binding.
GAUCCAAACCCAUAUUCCCAAAUGAACUCACCAAGCUGUGAGAUAUUUGGGUAAAAAAAUAUAAGAGAAAAAUCAUGGGUUUCUGAUCUUUUUUUAUCUCGUAAUGAUUUUAGCUACUGUGAUUAAUUGGUUGAAGUGUCUCUUUCGGAUUUGCAAGAGGGUUGCUUUCCGAAUGUUUGUUGAUGGCCUUCCUUUUAGUGACCCCAUUCCCUUUUUUGAAUAAAUUCAGGCAUUCAAUAAGUCCAUAUUCAGACUAUUUGAUGUCAUACGUCGCGUCCGCAGUUUUUUUUUUUUUUUUUUUUUUAAUUAAAAAAAAAACAAAAAUUUCCGGCAUUUAGUUCUGACAGAUCUUUGCAGUUUGGAUGAGGGGGCUUUACAUCAAUGAAAUAUAAAGAUUAAAGAAGCUCUUUUUCCUAAACAAGGUUGAUUCAGAACAUUCAUUUUCCCUUGUGUUGUUUAUGAUUUGUACAAGAGCACGACUUUUACUCUGUUUAUUGGGUUUAGCCUUUUUAUUAUUGUUGUUGUUAUUAUUAUCAUCGUCGUCAUCAUCAUCAUUAGCAGCUUGAAAUCGGCAGACUUGAGUUGUAAGUAUAGACUGGGGAACACACUACAUGGUUUAUUUGCUUUACUUAAUGGAGAAAUUUCUGCUGUCGGUUUGUUUGUAUGAUGUUGAUAUAGAGAUUAUCCUUUUGUUCUUCUGUAAAACUAUGAAGUGCAAAGUUUUGAUGUUAUACAAAAAUAUAUUGGAUGACUUUAAUUUCUUUCCUUGUAGCAUUAAGGUGGUAAUAUAUGAAGCUCCAGACAGAAGUUGCCAUUGCUUAUCUUAUCAGCUUUAUCUGGAUUCUGCAAAUUCAUUGCGAUGAACUUUCUAAUACUUCUAGCAGAAACAAAUGGACAUGUAAAUGUUCUUCAUACCAUGGAAAUCAGACUUAUGCUGUUAAAUCCAACUGUUCCACAGCCUGUGAUUGCAUUCCAGAUGCUGGAGGAAGUGGAAGCACAUGGACGUGUACAUGCACUGCUGAUGGGUUUCCUAAGUUAGUUUCUGACAAUGUUGAUAGAAACUGUUUUACAGCUUGCAACUGCACGUCUGGAACUCUCAGCACGGCACAAGUCUCAAAAAAGCACAUUUCAAGCAAAGUUGUUGUGAUUAUUCUAUUACUGUGUGCCAUUCUCACAACUUUUGCAUUUCUUGCCUCUGCCAUGUGCUAUGUCUAUCGAAGGGACAAGUUCUCAUCAGACAAGGAAAAAAAUUGCGAUAGUGCUACCAACUUAAUAAGUCUUAGGACUUCUUCAGCACUACAGAGCAAAUUUUCUAUAGAUAUUCCCACAAAUCCUUUUUCAGGAUGCUUUCAGAAGACUUCUUUGUUACUUAGAAGCAAAACAGGGAAUACACAUGGAACCAUCAUCCAAUUUUCAUAUUCUCAAUUGGAAAGUGCAACCAGAAAGUUCUCGAACUCUAAUCUUAUUGGAGUUGGAGGAAGCAGCUAUGUUUAUCGUGGUCAGCUCAGAAAUGGCAGAAUUGUGGCAAUUAAGCGGCUAAACUCAGGGGGACCAGAUUCAGAAUCUCUAUUUUCAACGGAGAUUGAACUAUUAUCCAGACUUCAUCAUUGUCAUGUGGUGCCUUUGCUUGGCUACUGCUCAGAAUCCAUGGGAAAAAAUGCUGAGAGGCUUCUGGUAUUUGAGUACAUGCCUAAUGGUAAUUUGAGAGAGAGUUUGGAUGAGGGCUCGGGUAGAGAAAUGGAUUGGGCUACUCGAGUUGCGAUUGCAAUUGGAGCUGCAAGAGGCUUGGAAUAUCUUCAUGAAGCAGCUGCUCCUAGGAUUCUGCAUUGUGAUGUCAAAUCAACAAACAUUCUCCUGGAUGAUAAUUGGAGAGCAAAAAUAACUGAUCUUGGUAUGGCUAAAUUCUUAAGAGCUGACGGUCUCCCCAGCUGCUCCAAUUCUCCAGCAAAAAUGCAGGGGACUUUUGGCUAUUUUGCACCAGAGUAUGCUAUUGUCGGAAAAGCCUCACCCAAGUCAGACGUUUUCAGUUUUGGGGUCGUUCUUCUUGAGCUUAUUAGUGGUCGGCAACCCAUCUAUAAAUUGAGCCGCAACAGAGAAGAAAGCCUUGUCAUUUGGGCUACCCCUCGUUUACAGGAUAGCAGGCGAGUAAUUACGGAGUUGGCUGAUCACAGUUUAAAUGGGAAUUUCCCUGAAGAAGAAAUGCAGAUAAUGGCUUACCUAGCAAAGGAGUGCCUGCUUUUGAAUCCUGAUGAUCGACCGACCAUGGGUGAGAUCGUUCAAAUCCUUUCAACAAUUGCACCUGAUAAAUCCCGAAGGAGAAACCUUCCUGUAUAUCUUUACCAGAGGUCAUCCCCUCAUAGGAUAAGGAGUGAAUCCUUCACUCAAAGACAUACCAAUCAAAUGAAGAAGAGGCCAGUCCCAUCCAGUAAACGGUGUUCACUGCAGUUGUCAGGUCCUAUUGAUGGUGAGGAGACAAGGCCAACCCCAUCAAGUAAGGAAUCAACUCCAUGUUCCCCAGCGGUAGAAGUUGAUAGUAUUGUGUGUGUUGGAGACGAUAGCAAUGAAGCAGAUCAUACUUCGCCCGAGCAUAUAGAGAGCCUGAUCCUCGAGACUUCGAACAGUUCAAGUUGGCAUCCCUCCGAUGAUGAAGUGGACUUAACUGAGCCACGGUUUGAAUCAUUUCGGAUGGCCAAUAUUAAGACCCCUUGAUGAAAGCAACCCGAUUAGUGCAGAGGUUGGCAAAAAGAUGGAAAAAAACUCAUGGUAACAAUGUUUUUCGUGGUACAAGUUUGUUGAAGUACUUUAAUGCUUGUAGAUAUAUGUGUAUAUAUAUAUUAUCUGGGCUUAUUGGUUUCAGAUUGCUCAAAGAAGAAGCAAGCUGAUUUUUUCUCUGUUCUUUAUUUUCUUCUUAACUGUUUUUGUCUUUCCUUUAAAGAAAGGGCACACUACAGGGUUUCCUGUAAACGAAAUAUGAACCCAGAAAUAUAAAAAGCGGGGGAUCAAAACCCAAGCAGUCCUCCAACUGUUGAUUAUAUUUCAUAUAUCAAAGAUGGCGCAUAGUAAAAACUAGAAGUGAUUGGUACAUAGAAAUUGAGGACAAACUUUGAGUUUCUAAAAUUUAUCAAAAACCAAACUUUGAGGGUGCAGAUUGUCCUACUCAAAAUGUUAACAAAAACCAAUAAAUGUGUAGUUUUCUAUAUGAAAAAUGAUAUACUUGGGACUCUUUUGCAAUAAAUCUAUAGUUUUCAAUAUGAAAAAUGCUAUGCAUCAGUCACUAUUCACUUUCACACUCUACAGUUAUAAGUUUUUCAUAGGGUGUGGGGUAGUGAAUAGUGAUUGAUGAGAAUAAUUUUUCUAUUUUGUAACUCUAUUGUAAAUGGAAGAUAGUUAAGUAAAUUGAAGUUAUUUUUAAUAAAGUGGUACAAAUAUGUUGAAUGAUUAUAAAAUGAGUUGUAAAAUAGUUAUAAAAGACUUUUUGAUCUAUUAUGCAAAUAUGUAAACUUGCAAAAUUAGUUUAUGUUUUGAAGGUAGAAGAAAGGGUUGGUCAAUGGUGCAGGAUAGAUGGAUCGGGGUGGCGGCACCCCCCAUCGGAACAGAAAGAGCUGGAAAAGGGUGGGGGGUAAGUGACAAGAAAGACAGCUCGAUGCCCAAUUAUGUGUUGGUGACCUCAUUCGAGUGUGCUUGCAUUAGCUGUUUCCCCCUGUCAAAUUGAAUUAUACAGGAACUUGGAAAUUGAGAUCUGUUGUGCGAACUCUGUUCGGCCUAUCCGAGAUUCCAACUUCUGACCGCUUACCACAAGUCAGGAAUUUUAAAUGAGACUCAACAACAAAUCAAGCGAAGUAACAAGAUUCAGCCAUGCAAUUUUGAUAUCAUGUGGAGGGUUGACUUGGGAGGAAAGUAUGGUUGCCAUAUAUUAACAAAACAUUCAUACAUAUCAUCUACCUGUAUUGGAAACAGAGUCGAAUCUGCUGCAAUUUAGUUGUAUUUUCUGCAAUGGAUCCACCUCCACCUCCACCAUCAAGCACACCACUACUUGCCCCAGCUCCACCUGCCAAUGAAUUCUUGGACUGCUGUUUAUGGUUUCUUUGUUGCUGUGGCUUAUUUAGAAGCUGCUUCCCUCCACUGUUUGAGCCUGGGCCUCCGCCUCCCUGAUAAAGAAUUACUUCUGUAUCUCACUUGUUAUGAGCUACUUGGGUAUGCAAAGGAAAUAGAAAACAAUGUAAGAGUUAGAUUUACACAUUUGGACGCAUUCUUGAUCAUCAUCUUCUUUUGUACUGAUUAAUAUAGCCUUGAAUUUUUGGGUGAAUGAUAUGCUUCGGUAUCUUUGUAUU